This is a messenger RNA of Anopheles nili, 3296 nucleotides long. It is a transcript of the gene Ythdc1, whose product is annotated as YTH domain-containing protein 1. Gene Ontology annotation, biological process: regulation of alternative mRNA splicing, via spliceosome; mRNA splicing, via spliceosome. Gene Ontology annotation, cellular component: nucleoplasm. Gene Ontology annotation, molecular function: N6-methyladenosine-containing RNA reader activity; mRNA binding. The coding region runs from base 461 to 3163 and encodes 900 amino acids. The transcript is spliced from 3 exons. Lineage: Eukaryota; Metazoa; Arthropoda; Insecta; Diptera; Culicidae. The record is from RefSeq and is a predicted model, not a curated record.
ACGUGAUUUUCACACUCAUUGCACUUUGUGAUUAGUGAGACAUAGCUAACGCACGCCAAAAUUCAUCAAUAUGUUCAAAGCACCAUCUACAAGAAAUGCUAGCAUAGGCGUGCAUGCAUGACUGCGUGAAGUGAAAAAGAAGAAGACACCGUUAGCAGAAGCGCCACCCUCGUAGGUUAGCCCUUUUUUCUGGGCAGAAUAGAUGCCGCAGCAGCUUUCGCUGAUUACGCUGUCACAGCCGACAGAGUUGUGUGCGUGUGGCUUUGUUCCCGUGUGUCACCGUUAGCGCGAGCGAGAGGGAACGCUCGCGGCACCAAACCGCUUAAGCAGUCAGGCUAACGCGCGCCCUCUAUCCGCCGCGAACCGUGGUGCGUGAGCGAAAGAAGAGCGUGCCGUCGCGCUUGGCAGCGAACGGUAGAGAGAGCGAGCAAGCGAGCGAGCGGGCAAAACCGGAGUCAAGAUGGCCGAUCUGGACGCAGUGAAUCUCGGGCUAGACGAAACGGAACGGGAUAUAGCCGAGGCCCUGGAAAAUUCAUAUGACACCCGAUCGGAAGCGUCCGGUGACGGUGACGCCGAUGAGGACGGCGAUGGUGACGCAGACGGGGACGAUGGGGACGGGUCCCAUCCCAGCAUCAGUUCGGUCAGCUCGGCCGAGUCCGACUCGGACAGCGAUAUUGACGAUGAGGGCAAGGGCGGGAAAAAAUCGAACGAUACCAAGGCCGAAGGGGCCACCCAGGAGGCUGGCACCGGAAAAGCUAAACAAUUGGGGAAGAAAAAAGCGAAAAAAACACCCGCGGAUGGAGCAGACGCUGCCACAAGUAAAGAGAAUGACGUCGACGAGGAAAACGAAGAAGACGAAAAUGUGGAUCACGCCGAUGACGAUGAUGACGAUGAUAAUGAAAUGAACGAAGAUGACGAUGAUGAUGCGGAAGAGGAGGAGGAGGAAGAAGAAGACGACGAAGAGGACGAGGACGAUGAUGAGGAGGGAACGCGGGAACGACGCAGCAAACGGGCCAAGAAAGCCAAAAUCACAUCCGAGAAAGCGAGCAACAAGAAAGCAUCAACAGUAAACAGUAAAAAGGCUCCCCUCAAACAGCAGGCCAAGAAGAAGAAACAAGGGACGGCUGCCGCUGUCAAGGACGAUGCGGAAAAAGGCUCAGUUGCUGAAAAGAAGAAAAAGAAAGCACCGGCUGCAAGCGUGGAGGGCAAGAAAGUUGUCGGAAAAAAGAAGGAAGUUAAGAAAGCUUCCGCUACGGCUGGUGGUGCUGCCAGUAAUGGACCGGAGAGCAACACAGCCAACAACAAUAAUAAUAACAGUAACGACACAAGCACUAGCAGUAGUAGCAGUAGCAGCGGAAGCAGUAGCAGCAGCAGUGACGCCGGUAGCAAAAAGGACGAUCCGAAAUCUCGCAGCCGAAGCCCGGCCACCGGUGCGCCGGAAGCGAAGCGUAGCCGAACGAAAGCAUCAGCCGGUACGAAGAACACGGUCAAAUCGUACGACUACGUGACGAAGAUCAACUAUCUGUUCCGGGAGGCGCGCUUUUUUCUGAUAAAAUCGAACAACCACGAUAACGUGGCACUCUCGAAGUCGAAGGGCGUGUGGUCAACGUUGCCACCGAACGAAGCGAACCUAAACCAGGCGUUCCGCGAGAGCCGUAACGUGAUCCUGUUGUACUCGGUGAAGGAGAGCGGUAAAUUUGCUGGCUUCGCGCGCAUGGGUGCGGAAGCUAGGCGGGAUUUGCCCGCCGUCGAUUGGGUGCUACCACCGGGCAUGUCCGCGAAAGCACUCGGCGGGGUAAUCAAAAUCGAUUGGGUGUGCAAGAAGGAGCUACCGUUCACCAGCACCACGCACCUGUACAACGCUUGGAACGAUGACAAACCCGUCAAGAUCGGUCGCGACGGGCAGGAGAUCGAGCCGAAGGUGGCGGAGGAGCUAUGCCGCUUGUUCACCGAGGACACCAGCAUCGACAUGACGCCGAUAUUGAAGAAAUCCAAGGAAGCCUCGAAGCUGAUGAAGGAAAAGGUCGCCUCGAAGUCGUUCCGUCGGCCACCGAACUUUGCGCGCCCCACAUCGUCGUCUCUGCGGAGUCGCAGCAGUGGCGGUAGUUCCGGUGGUGGUAUUGGACCGAUACGUCGUGGCGGAAGGCGCAUGUAUCCCGGAAGCAAAGGGGGCGGCGGCGGUGGCGGACGUGACGGUAGCAGCAGCGGAAGUCGCUCGCAUGGUGGAAGCUCCAUGUUUGCUCCCUAUCGCAAGGAUCAUCGGCAUGGGGGCGGUGGUGGCGGUGGUAGUCGGCACGGUGGCCACGGUGGAAGCAUGGGUGGACCGCGGAUGGGAAUAGGCCUUGGCGGUAACGGAGGUGAUGGUGGUGACCGUGGUGGUGGUGGUCUUUCGCGAGCCGCCGUCCUCGGUUCGUUGCAUCAUCCGGCUCAUCAUCAUCGGUGGGCGGAUGGAUACAGUUCGACGGCGGCCGCGGAAGCGUAUGUGGCCGAUUAUAUGCGGAAUAUGCAGAACCAGUUGCCACCGAUGCCGUAUGCGCCUCCACCCGGUUUCCCCGGCAUGCCGAUGCCGUACGAUAAUCUUCCGCCACCACCGCGCUACUACGAGGGCCUACCGAUACCGGAGUAUCCGUUGCCACCCGGUUCCAUUCCGGGUAGUGUAACGGGGGCGGGUGGGAUGCCUCCACCUCGCAGCCAUGCAGCUGCAGCAGCGGCAGCGGCUGCCAUGUACGACAAACGCGCGUACGAACAGUCGAUGGAGGAGUUUAUGUGGAAGUCUGCCAACAGUAUGAGUGCGGGUGGUGGUGGUGGUAGCAGUGGCAGUGGAGCUGGCGGUGCCGGUGGUGCCGGUGGAAGCCAGGGUGGUGGGUUGGGUAGCGCCGUAGGUGGUCUGGUUGGAGGUGGACUGCCAACGCUUAAAGGACCGCCACCUGCAUUGCCGAACCACGGUUACCACGUGCCACCGCCAAUGAUUCCGCCCAUGCAUCACCAUCACAUGCACCGGAAGAACGAUCGUGGUGAUGGUGGAAAUUCUUCGGAUCGUGGCCAGCAGCGUGGUGGCGAUCGGGAUCGCUCGAAUCAUCGUAGCGAUCGCAACCAGCAUCGUGGUGGCGUUGGAGGUGGCGGUGGUGGCGGUCGUGGGUAUAACAAUCGCGAUAGACGAUGAUUCGAAGCUCCUGCCUACCACCAGUAUUCUGCAACCGAUCGGCGACGUUACUAGUAGGGAUGGAAAAGCGAGCCGCGCCUUUCGCUUCCCGUUUGCUGCCGUUUUUGCGGAAGGACGUCGGACGAAUUUAUCC